This is a messenger RNA of Drosophila innubila, 2649 nucleotides long. It is a transcript of the gene Gbs-70E, whose product is annotated as protein phosphatase 1 regulatory subunit 3B. The record is from RefSeq and is a predicted model, not a curated record. Gene Ontology annotation, biological process: regulation of glycogen biosynthetic process. Gene Ontology annotation, molecular function: glycogen binding; protein phosphatase 1 binding. The coding region runs from base 641 to 1780 and encodes 379 amino acids. NCBI's taxonomy places the organism in Eukaryota, Metazoa, Arthropoda, Insecta, Diptera, Drosophilidae. Gene Ontology annotation, cellular component: protein phosphatase type 1 complex. The transcript is spliced from 6 exons.
UUGACGGCGAGUUGCCCUAACAACUAGCGUUUAUUCGUCUCUGAAUCGUCGAGGCGUACGGUACUGAAAGCCGGACAGCAACAGGCAACAACAAAACGCGAUGCGGUCCUAAUUUUUCGUGUCGCUAAAACUACAACUAAAUAAAUAAUACAAGUACCAAUAUAACAACAUCAUCAAAAAGAAAAUAAAAGCGCGCGAAUUAUAUUUGUAAAGGCGAAGAAAAUUCAAAAUUCUUCCAAGUUAUUGUAAAGUUUUGUUGUCGGUCGUCGUUUUGUUCAGUGCGUUGCUGCAAACGUUGUGUGUGUGUUUGUUAUUUAAAAUUUUUAAUUUUCUACAUAAAUUUGAAAUUUUGUACACAACGAAAAUUUCAUUGUCUGACGCGCGUUGGCAUCGUCCAUGAAUAGCGCGCGUGAUGCACAUAUGAAAAAAGAUCUAUAAGAAAGUUGAGCAGAAGAAAGAAAAGAAGUAAUAGUGAUAUCAGUAAAGUUCCUUAACACACUGAGAGAAGGGGACACAGGAAAAACGGGAAAAAAAAUAAAGGAAUUAUACAACAAAGUCAAAUUCCAACGGUUAACGGCCCAGCAACAACAACAAUUAAAGUUCCUUGCUCGAGCUCUAUAUAAAAGAGCCAGUCUCUAAAAUGAUUUCACACAGUCCACCUAUAUUCAGCCACAGUCCACCCGUUAGUUUCUUAGCGGACUACAUGAGUGGACACCAGCGUCAAACAUUAAACUAUAAUGAAGAAGCCAACCGAUCAUCGCGCUAUUGUCGUCCUCAGGCGGUAACUCUGGUCUCCAAAGCCAUGGUCAAUAAUGCAUCCAACGUGACCCACGGACAACAGAUGCCCACAAAAACAGGCGGUACACCCCUCGGUGUUGGCAGUCGCUCCGGUCGCAGCUAUUUAGAGCGCAUGGUAUCUGCCCCAUCGCUUAAUAAACAGCCAAAAUCGUGCCUCAGCCGUAAAUCCUGCCUGCACAAAAGCAACCAAAGUUCCAACAACCGUUCCACGGAUGCUUCCCCAACGGAAAAUGCCGAUGUCACCGACAGUUGCAACAGCUCUAACGACAUCGAUGGUGAUCAAAGUCGUUUGCGCAAAAAGCAUGUGAUAUUUGCGGAUGACGAGGGUCUAUCGCUAACGGAGGUUCGCGUUAUGUCCGAGCCCUCGAAUGUGCCGCCCUAUUGGAGCAUGAAGUUUUUGGAACAAAUCACACAGGGAUUGGUCAGUCCGCAUCCGCCAGAUCAGUGGACCGUGGACUUCAAACAACCAGCAUCCGACUAUUUAACCUUUAGACAAAAGAUCGAGCGUGACUUUGUCUCACUGGAGAAUGUGAUUGUGAAGGAUGAGGAAUCGAUUGUGGUGGGAACCAUUAAGGUUAGGAACGUCGACUUUCAAAAGGAGGUGAUAGUUCGCGUUACCUGGGAUGAUUGGAAAAGUCAGCAGGACAUUUUUUGUACAUUUGCCCGCGCCUAUGGUCCUGCUCCAUGUGCCCACGUUGUCUUCGAUACAUUCUCAUUCAAGAUCACACUUCCACCAUCUUCCAAGCGUCUGGAAUUCUGCAUAUGCUAUCGCUCAAAUGAAACCGAAUACUGGGACAAUAAUGAUGGUAAAAACUAUACUAUCAGCAAGCGGUCGCCCUUCUACUACAAUGCUCUGUCGCCCUAUGAUAAGGGCCAGAUUCGCAAUUCCAGUCAACAAAUGCGAUCCACUUUAACCGAUGCCCUGGCCAAGGCCCAACUGAAGUGCCCUGGAAACCAGGAACCCAGUACGCCCUAUUGGUAGAGCACUAAAUAUAGAUAGGAGUUUCGAAAAAGCUAACUGUAAAGCUAUAAACAGGUCUGUCUGUCUGGACAUAUCGCAUAUGGAAAAGGACCCAUUAGGGCUUUGAGCACUUUCGACUCUGCAGUCUCAAGUGGAAUUGAUUUCCAACUAAUUCAUCCUAAAAUUGGCUCUGUGAAACACAUCAGAAAUUAUGCAGUGAAUGUUAAAUCGCAACUGAAUCUUUAGUUGGGUGUUGUGGGGAAAAAAACUCAUAAUUUUUAAGCGGACACAAUUUUGAAACCAGAACCUGGUACCUGGUAAUCCCAAAAGUGCCAUUGACUUUAGGUACAAUCAAACAGAAACUACUUUAAAACCUAAGCUAAAAUCGAGUUUUUUAAAAACCAACUCAAUGGAAUUUCAAGAUCAUUUCUUUAUAUACAUAUAUAUCUCUCAAGAAACAAACACUUGUUCUAUGUAUGAUUGUCAAUUUUUAAUUUUUUUAUUUUUUAAUUUGCAUUUUAUGUUUGCCUGUAUGUGUGAUGUGAUUAAUUGUCUACUAUAUAUAAACAUAUAACUGAUAUUAGUUUAAAAACGAAACAAGUCAACAUCCUAAACAUAAAUACUAAAGCGUGAGUUAUCCUAGCAAACCAUUGUUUCGAAAUUAUCUUAAAAUAAAAAAGCAAAAACUAAAUUCAAAACACAAAACCACUAAACGAAUAUAUCAAAAAUUUAGCUCUUAAGUUUUGCAUGAGAAAAAAUUAUAGACUAUUAUUUUUGUUUUUAUUUUUAUUAUUAUUAUUUUUGGUUAUUUGAAACUCUAAGACUGAAAUGGCUUGUUAUGGAGAAAACACGUCCUGCAAUUCAAUAAAAUAUACAACAUCAACAAAAAA